Drosophila nasuta is the source of this 4849-nucleotide messenger RNA. RefSeq lists its product as uncharacterized. The record is from RefSeq and is a predicted model, not a curated record. Gene Ontology annotation, biological process: organelle organization. Bases 242 to 4849 code for a protein of 1535 amino acids. The transcript has 7 exons. Gene Ontology annotation, cellular component: cytoplasm. Lineage: Eukaryota; Metazoa; Arthropoda; Insecta; Diptera; Drosophilidae.
UGUUUUGUGGUCAAGCAACUCCAUUAACACCGUGGCAACGUUGGCAUUGAAAAAGAAUGUAAACAGGCAGAUUUAGUCUAAUUAGUGUGUUUUCCAAGCAACAUCAUUGAAUUUUCUUUGUGAAAAAUGAGUGACUAAGAAUUUUCCAAAAUGUCGACAACGAAUAUAAACUAAACGCAAUAAAACUGGAAGCCGACAACAUUGCUUAUUCCGCUGGAAUACUAAUUAGAACGACUUGGCCAUGGUGAAGAUAUUGCAGGCAUACAAUUUUGCAAAGCAGCAGACUUAUGCACUCAAUGGCGACAUCCUGGCAGCCACCUUAAUUGGCAACAAUCGCAUCGCCAUCAGCAGCGCCGAGCAGUUCAUCGAGAUCUAUGACAUUGCUGGCAAGCAGUUGCAUUUAUCUGAACAGCAGGAUUAUGUACCGCAGGAGGAUACAUCUACAAGAGAUGCAACAGCUUCUCCGCCGCCAGCCGUAGAUGAGCGCAUGCCAGCCAGAUAUACGCUGGCCACAGUUGGCGAGGUGGUGCAGCUCAUCUACUGUGAAGCGGGCAAAUACUUGCUUACCCUGGAAAAGGAGCAGGCUGGCAGUCCAGUGCACUCGAAUAGCACCAGCAUUAGCUGCACAUCGAGCAGCAACAGCAACACAGUUUGCUCCGAGGAUGACACCAAAAUGUUUGUACGCAUCUAUGCGAACUUUUGGAAGUUUCCCGAUGCCAAGCUGAAUGAGUUGCCCAUCACCAUACGCAUUGCAUCGAUGACAACACCCAAGACGCCGCUGGUGGAGAGCAUUGAUGUGAUUGAGCUGCCGCUGCGCAGUCCACCAGAGUUGGUGCAAUGCUGUCAAACCUCGGGCAACAUCAUCGUGAGCAGCAGGGAUCGUAUCUAUCUGUACGAAUAUACACAGUGUGUGCAUGAAAAUACACAGCCGCGAUUUUCCUUCAUCGAUUUCCUACCCUUCAAGUUCUUUGUGCAACUGAACUUUGUGCCAUUACGUCUGUGUCUAGCCGAGAAUGUGAUCGCCUGUCUAAGUCAUCGCUAUUGUGUAGCUUUCAAAGUCGUGGAUGCAUUAACUAGCAAAGCAGCAGCAGCAACGGCGCAUGAUUUAAGCUGCCUGGACAACGAUUAUGCUGGCGAUGAGCCACUGUCCGAGUCACUCAGCUUGGGUAGCAAGGCGAGUGCAGCGGCUGUCAGCAGCACGCACAGCCAGCAUAGCUGUGAGAGUGACUCGCUGCAAUCCUCAAGCAGCGCCAAACCUGCACUGAUUAAUGGAACUGGUUUGGCUGGACGCACGCCACUGGAUUUUAAUGUGGCACGACUAGUGAAUACUGCAUACGGGCGUGAAUUUGAGCCGGAGUUGCGUUCGCAGUGGGACCAGUGUGAGAACGGCGGCGGUCGCGGUGGCGGUCAGGAAGACAAUGCGCAAGAGAUAACCAUAGCUCCGCAACGUGCAGCGGAUAUUAAAAUCAAGCUGAUCAACGAGGCAAAGGCCAUGAAUGUGCGCGGCAUUGCAGCCGGAGGAAGCAAUGCUUUAGAGGAUGCUUCGGUGCAGUAUGAUGUGCGAAAGUUGCUGCAAAUCUGCAUGAAGUCCUCUGAACCGCAGUCCCGGGUCUUGGACAUAUUGCGUUGUAUGGAUUUGAAGGCGAUUUACCAGCGUAGCAGCGAACAGCAAAUGGAGGAGGACGACGAGUACGACAUGGGUAAUCAGCAGGUGCCCAGUGCAGUGACCACAUUCAAGCACGUCAAUCGUCGCACAUUGAAGUCCUCGCAGCAUCAGCGAUGCAUUGGACAUGCGCUGCUCGUGGCCAGCAGCGUUGAUGGCUAUUUGUAUCAGUUCUGUGCCCAGGGCAAGUGGUACAGUGAGAACGAGAAGCCUGUGGCCAGCUAUAGCUUUACAGCGCCCGUGUUGCAAGUGCAUCUCAAUGAUUAUGUUGUCUAUGCGGUUACCUCGGAGUCUGUGGAAACGCACACUUCUCGCAUUGGCCAUAAGCUGUUCCACAAUCGCUUCGAGUACCCGAGCAUUGGUGGCCUGUUCCCAGAGGAAUCUUCGCCAGAUGUUAGCUCAGCAAUUGCAGUUAUUGGACUGGCCGCCUUUAUGCAUGUGCAGUUUGUCUGUGUCAAUCGAGAGCAGCUGGUGCUAAUCACAAAUGCCGCGCUUGAGCUGCACAAGCGGCGCAGCACUGGCGACGUGGCUGUGGUGCAGGUGAAGCGCAACAUUGCCGCCAGAUUUCUAGCUGAAGCAAAGGCUAAGCACAGCAGUUUGCUGAGAAGCAGUAGCACAGCUGCCCAAUCUUCGGUGAUCAACGAAUGGACACUGUACAGUCUGGAGGUGCCGAAGGUGGAGCACAUUAUUGAGGAUCUCGAGGGUAUUGCCGAAUCGUAUCGCAGUGCGAGUCACUCGAAUUUCUUUGAUCUUAUGGAGGAGGCUCACGUUAUGUUGCGGCUGAGUCUUACACUCCAAGGCGAGCGUCUAAGUCCGGAGCGGGAGCAGGAGCUGCGCAAGAUGUUUGUCGCCAAUUGCAGGAAGCUAGCUGACUUUUCCAUACGCUCCAAUAAGCAGGAGGUUUAUCUGCAAGCCACCGGUUUCUAUAAAAUGUGUCAGCUGCAGUUGGUGGACAUUUUCAACAACUAUAUUACGCAAUUCGAGGACAACAAGACGGAUGUCGAGACUUCGCAGCUAGUUGGUCUAAUUUACACAGUUAAACUAUUUCUGCUUGGACUCGGUACAGACCGUCGCAAAUCUUCGUUUUUGCAUCAAACCGUGCCGCCAUACUUUACACCCGCUCGUGUCAUUCAACAAGGCUACAAGCAGGUUCCACUUUCAUUGGAGUUCCUCAACAUGUUUAUUAAGCAUGCACCUGCAGAUAUACCCCACAUAAUGCUUGGUUCACCAGUUGUGGCGGAUGCCAUGAGCGGUGAAUUGAUCAACUAUCUAAAGUACUUGGAUACGCUAACACCUGAUGAGAAUUUGCUUUUGGCAGUGACAGCUUGUCGCAUGUCCAAUUACCUGCUGGCCCAGGAGACAAUCACCAGGUCAACGCGUCGCAGCUUGGCCACAGCAUUGAUUAGGAAUAAGAACGUGCUCUUCGAUGACAGCACUGUGCUCUAUCAACGACGUCAGCAAGUGGAGCAGCAGAAUCCAACACAGUUAACAACUUGCAAGCGCUCGCGCCGUGGAGCCGCACCAGCAAAGGGUAAAUCUUCAGGCGGAGGCGCUGCAACACCAACACCUAGUGCCAUUGUUUCUUUUUCGGAUUUCUGCGAAACGAUUCUGUUGGCCAACGAGCAGCCUGCAUUGAUUGAGGCCAUAAGUGAUGCCUUCAUUCAUGCGUUGUGCAUUGAGCACAGCAUAACGUUGGACGUGGUGCUGCAACUGUUCCUCAACUACAUUGCCUCGCAUAUUGGACAGAAAGGUUAUCAGACCUCGCAAAAGGUGUUUGUCAGCAUCUUGCAAGUCUAUUACUAUGAUCUCUACGAUGUGAGCUCAUCGCUGCAGCCGCAUGAGGUGCGUUCGCAAACGCCGCCACAGCUAGAUGAUGAUUACGAUGACGAAUGCAGCAGUUCGCGUGCACCUUCGAUACACAGCGAAGCGGAUGUUCAAUCACUGUCUAGUUCGUGUGCCAGUUCGGUGCCCGAUGAGCGAUCCAUUAGUGGACGACAGCAGCGAAUUGUGUACGAUCAGUUGCAGGAUCAACAAGGCGGAUCAUCGCCCUAUCAAAAGCGUAGCUCAAACGCAUCACUAUCACAACCGCAACCGGAUGAUGACAUGGCUGCAACUAAUCUCAAAGGUCUUAAGAUACUAUUCCGCAUGUAUAUGGGACGCUUGAAGUCGCUGAGUGAUCUCAUUACGGAUCUGCAGUCCGCUGAUGUAGAGCAGCAAAGUAGUCGCGAAGAGUUCCUCAAUCUGCGCAUGGAAUGCAUUGCAUAUAUGGUGGGCCUGUCACCGAAUUAUUGCACCAAGCCAAGUGUACGCAAUGUCAAUGAUCCACUAUCGAACAAAUUGGUAUUUGUGCCAUAUAUACCUGAUUAUAAGCUGCCAGAGGGCGAGGAAUUCGAGCGGCAUAUCAAUGCCUAUGUUCGACCAAUUCCCUGUCUUCUGGAAAGGCCGCAAUACUUGAAUCGUUUGCCACCCUUUGAGCGAAGCGACUUUAGUUAUCCCAAAAAGGAUGAAGGCGAGUUUGAAGUGCGCUUUACGGGCUGGCACAAUGAAUUGCUGACUUUGACUCUUAAGAUUCAAAGUCUGUUGGCAUCCAGCAAGGUUCAUCGUGAGAUCAUCUCCGAGUUUCUGGCAUUUAUACAGAAAGCACAGCACUUAAUUGGCAUUGAUAGUUUCUUGGUAAUAAUAUUACCAAAGAACUUGGCCAUCAAUUAUAUGCUAAGCUUUUGUCCGGCGUAUUUGUGGCAGUAUGGCAAGUCCUGUGGCUUCACUCCAAAACAUUGGGAAUCGCUAUUAAGGAAGAUACUUAGCAAACAGGAUUCUUUGCCGAAUUGGAAAACACAUAUUGCAGAGAUUCUCAAUAAUCUGGUAACGGAGCUUAGCUUUGAGGAGCUGCUGCAAUGCUUCCCCAGCGAAGUCAUACAGAAUCGGAAUACAGCACAAUAUUUUGCCAAGGAAUUUGCGGAAACUUGCGUUCUGUAUGAGCACGAGCAAUUGGUAUUCAAGACACCUGAGCAUGCAGCCGAUAGCAGAGAUCACUUACCGAUGGAUAACAUUGAUGAGGAUAAUGUGUUUGAGCUUACAUUAAGAAAGGCUGUUGCCAAACAGCGCAGCAUUGCAUUGCGUUCGAUGAUCGAGUCGACAGGAACUCAGCUGUUUGAUGCUACCAGUAAUCCCAUGUAUAAUCUAUGA